Molecule: messenger RNA, 715 nt
Organism: Episyrphus balteatus (marmalade hoverfly)
Lineage: Eukaryota; Metazoa; Arthropoda; Insecta; Diptera; Syrphidae
Product: myosin regulatory light chain LC-2, mantle muscle
Exons: 5
Coding region: 20-715 (231 amino acids)
Biological process (GO): locomotion; post-embryonic development
Cellular component (GO): myosin II complex; cytoplasm
Molecular function (GO): calcium ion binding; myosin heavy chain binding
Source: RefSeq, a predicted model, not a curated record
AAACGAAUCCUUUCUCAAAAUGUCUAUGGAAAAUGUGAUUCCCUUCGAGGAACUUGAAAGGAAAAGAAAAAAAUCUGCUGCCAGAAGACUCAAGGAAAAGGAGCAGCAAGCUCUGGCUGAGCAGGAAGUCGAUGAAUCAUCAGCCAUGGCAGUGAUCAAUGAGAUUUUCAAUCCCAAAUUGAAGAUACCCAAAACCGUCGGUCACUAUACAGUUCCAGAUGAAGUGCAUGCCGGCGACGUGAAUGUACUCAAGGAUCUCGAUGAGAAGAAACUACUUGAAUUGAAAGAGGUUUUCCUUCUUUUCGAUGCCGACCAGGAUGGCUUGAUUUCGCGCGAUGAUCUCAGGAUAACUUUUCUGGCACUAGGCGGUGAGGCACCAGAGGAUAUGCUCGACGAGAUGAUAAAGGAGGCCAAAGAGCCAUUGGACUAUGAUGCAUUUGUGGAGCUCAUGGGUUUCCGGACGAUUGAGCUGGAUCCCGAGGAUGUCCUAUUGGAAGCGUGGAGCAAAUGGGACGACGAAAAAACUGGGUUAAUUGAGGAGAAAAAGAUAUACGAGGAGUUAACCAACUAUGGGGAUAAAAUGUCUACAUCUGAGGCCAAAGAGGCACUUUCCAGGGCUCCAAUGGCAAAACCUAAAACACUAGAAGAACCAUCGAUGAUUGAUUAUCCUGCAUUUUGCCGAAUGUUGUCUGGACUGCGAAAGAGAAAAACUUAA